Molecule: messenger RNA, 3072 nt
Organism: Anopheles coustani
Lineage: Eukaryota; Metazoa; Arthropoda; Insecta; Diptera; Culicidae
Gene: Flo2
Product: flotillin-2
Exons: 7
Coding region: 313-1620 (435 amino acids)
Biological process (GO): protein localization to plasma membrane; regulation of myoblast differentiation
Cellular component (GO): plasma membrane
Source: RefSeq, a predicted model, not a curated record
UGAGGUGCAGGUGUUCCAAUUGAUUCCAGUGCGUGCGGUUCGACAGUCGCGGUUUUUGUGCAAAGAAAGCAAAGAAAAUUAUUGAAAAAAUAGGUAUCCUUGUGCGAAGUGCGAAUAGAGUGGUGUAGCUGUGUUUGCGCGUAGCUGCAUUUAUCACGUGCGUUCUUAAUGGUGUGCGUGUUGGUAGCCGACCUCUGAACCACCAGUAGUAGCGGUAGCUCCAGCAUCCAUCCCCAUCCCAUCGUUAGCUGCAAGCUUAAGCAAGCCGGAAAAGUUAGUCAACGGAAGCCCGACAAAGGACCAGUAGCAACCAUGGGAAACAUACACACCGUCGGACCGAAUGAGGCCCUCAUCGUAUCAGGUGGAUGUUGCGGCUCGACGAAGAAACGCACCAUCGUUGGCGGCUGGGCAUGGGCCUGGUGGCUGGUAACCGAUGUUCAGCGCCUCUCGCUGGAAGUGAUGACCCUCAAUCCGAUGUGCGAAAUGGUCGAAACGGCCCAGGGCGUCCCGCUCACCGUCACCGGCGUGGCACAGUGCAAAAUCAUGAAGAUGAUGAACGUCUAUUAUUUUCACCAUCAGGCCGACGAGCUGCUCGGUACCGCCAGCGAACAAUUCCUGGGCAAAUCGGUGAAGGAGAUCAAGAUGACAAUCCUGCAAACGCUCGAGGGCCACCUGCGAGCCAUCCUCGGAACUCUUACAGUCGAGGAGGUGUACAAAGACCGCGACCAGUUCGCGGCACUGGUGCGCGAGGUCGCGGCCCCUGACGUCGGCCGGAUGGGCAUCGAGAUCCUGUCCUUCACGAUCAAGGACGUGUACGACGAUGUGCAGUACCUGCAGUCGCUCGGCAAGGCGCAGACGGCGAGCGUGAAACGAGACGCGGACGCGGGCGUUGCCGAGGCGAACCGGGACGCCGGCAUCCGGGAGGCCGAGUGCGAGAAGAGCGCCAUGGACGUGAAGUACUCCACCGACACGAAGAUCGAGGACAACGCGCGCAUGUACAAGCUGCAGAAGGCCAACUUUGACCAGGAGAUUAACACGGCGAAAGCGGAGUCACAGCUGGCGUACGAGCUGCAGGCGGCCAAGAUCCGCCAGCGAAUUCGUAACGAGGAGAUCCAGAUCGACAUCGUCGAGCGUCGCAAGCAGAUCGAGAUCGAAACGCAGGAGAUCAACCGCAAGGACUGCGAGCUGUCGGCGACGGUGAAGCUGCCGGCGGAGGCGGAAAGCUUCCGCGUGCAGGCGAUCGCGGAGGGCAAGCGCACGCAGACGGUCGAAGUGGCGCGGGCUGAGGCCGAGCGCAUCAAGAAGAUCGGUGCCGCCGAGGCGUACGCCAUCGAGCAGGUCGGCAAGGCGGAAGCCGAGCGGAUGCGCAUGAAGGCGAAUGUCUACAAGAUGUACGGCGAUGCGGCCAUCAUGAACAUCGUGCUUGAAUCACUGCCGAAGAUCGCUGCCGAAGUGGCCGCCCCGCUGGCGAAGACGGAGGAAAUUGUCCUGAUCGGUGGAAACGAUCAGACGACGGGAGAUGUGGCGCGCCUCGUCGGACAGUUGCCGCCGGCCAUCAACGCCCUGACCGGGGUCGACCUGUCGAAGGUGCUCGGCAAAAUCCCCGGAGCAAAGGCAUAAUAAAGUGACGGACGCGAGAGUGUAACAGUUUCCGGUUUGUGAACGUGAACCGUGACGCGCUCCUUCUGACGGAACAAGCUGUUUUGGAACAAGCCUUCCGGAAGGACGGAAGGCACACAGCACACCGAAGCGAUCGGUUACACAAACCAGGACAACGUGGAAAAACAUACACAUACACCCCAACACACAAACACACACACACCCAACAAAUAUGGAUACACAGUUAACUUGAGACUAUAUAGGCGGGAGAAAUUUGAAGCGUUUACUUUUCUAGCUUUACCUUUUCUAACCAUACUUCAAUGCAGUACGUUUCCAAAUCGAUAUACGAGAAUAUAUGAAAAGAAAACAAGAAAGAGACAGCAUGCGAAACAAAUAAGGAUCAUGGAUAUUCAAACGAUAUUUACAACUAGCGUAACUUGUUUCAGUUAAUUUCACUCUAUUAUUGCGUAUAUUACUUUCUUAACCUUUCUGGUUUGUUUUGGGCUAUGGGUAUGAACAUUUAACGGUACUUUUGUUGCUUAGCUUUAAGUUAUAUCUUGUUUAAUCGAUAUUUUGUUAAAAAUCAUAUGCUUCCCCGAACCAUAUUUAAGAGAGGCAGUUAAAUUUUCUUUUGUUAACCGUACGUUUGCGUGUUUUAAAAACCCCACCUUCACCUCCAGAAUGAGUUAGCAAAAUGUCCAACUUGACACGGGAUCGUGACGAGGUCAAAAUCGACCACCAGCAGAAAGUAAAAACUAGCAAAACUGUUUAAAGUCAACCAAAUAUUGCAACCUUUGGGACUAGUACACCCUUUAAUGGUUAAACAACUCAAACACUUUUUUUCUCGUAACACAAACGCAGGGUAAUUAAACGCGCAAACGGUGGUAGUUUUCGUUAGGUACAGAUAUUUUUCUCGUAUUAUGUUCACCCAGUGCACUCGUAUGUUAUUCGUUUGGAUCUUUUAUCUCACCUCCUUGUACCUUUUUGCCACACAUCCCUCGUUAUUCGCGAAAAGAAAAAAAAAACGAUACCCAUCUUUUUACGGUCUUACAAACGGUUACAAGCAAACUAGCAAAACAUAAAUCGCUGCGAAACAAUUUUGCAUUUAUAAACCUAUAUUUCCAAACAUCUCUUUAAACCCUGUGCGAAAGAGACGCAAACAUUAUUCAAUUUAAACUUUCAACGUGACGUUCGAACUUUUAAAUGUUUGACAAGGCAGAGAAAGAAGAAAGGAAAAAGCAACACCAAAAGUUUACUCUUACAAUCGAAUUGGCUAAUUCUGGUGCGAAGUUCAAUGUGGCAAAACAUAGUUCAAUGUGGAACAACAUAACACACGGCACUGUUUUAAGUUCGCAAGCAAGUAAUGUGGGGUAAAAAUGGACAACAUUUUUGGGCGAAUCGAAGAGAGAGAAAAAAAAACAAACUAAACAUUUAUGUAACACAGUGUUCAGGUACCUGCCCCCCGUUAGGGAC